ACCCUUUAUUUUGGAAAGAAAGAGCCUUUUGCAGGUUUUUUCCAUUUCUCAAGUGGCAGCUUAAUACCGAAUAUAGUCCUGGUGCUGUGGGAAGCACACCUGUUAACAGUCUCUCAUUUCGUUCUUGUAGUAGUUCUAAGCGCUCAUGCCCAUUUCACAGGUGAGGAAACUGAGGGAGGCAAUGAGGAGCAGUGAUAAAUGACCUGUUUUGGAAUUAGAUGUUUAAUGCGAUGAGGCCAUUCCAGGGGUUAGGAGUCAGCUGGUGAGUUAUUUCUGGCCCCACUAUCUUCUUUCCAACUUUGGGCAAGCCACUUUAUUACCUUGAGUCCUGCUUUCUUUAUCUUUGCGAUGGGGACGAUAAUUGUAUCCGUCUUUUUUCAACCUGCACAAUUUUUUGAAAUAACGCCCAUACAGUGCUGCUUGCAGAGUGCCUGAAGUGUGACGCGUGGUGGGGACUUCACAGUUAGUGUGAGGAACUUCCCCGAGGUCACACAUUCAGGAAGCCUGGAGCCUGGUGUCUCAGAUCUCCCAGGUACUCGCUUCCUCAACCUGCUAACCAUCAGCUGCACUCCUGCCUACCUUUGUCAGAAUUGCACUUUUCCUAAUACUUUCUAUGUUCUCUCAUUCGUGUUUUAAACUUGUUGUGUUUCAGACCUAGACUAAAAGUGGAAAGCUACCUGUACUCAUUACACUUUUUAGAAAAUCAUGUAUCACCCAGGAAGUUUGGAGCAUUUUUUGUGUUUUGUUAACAUCAGUGGUGUGGGAAUCCUUUCUUCCUUCACUGUGGGCUAACAGCGUUACUUGUAAAAAGCAUAUCUUGACCUCUUUAUUGAAGUAUGAAAUAUGUUGGGGAAGUAUUAAAAAACAACAACUCUUCCCAACCUGGAAAAACCUCUCCACAAAGGCAGAAGAGAAAGCAAAGUUUAUUGUUGAGUAACAUUAAAUCAUCACGGGACGUGGUCACAGGCAGCCCGCUAACAGGAUUGCAAAGACAGAACUCUCAAUCUCAUAGAGCCAGCUCAUAUGUUAGAUUCGAUAUCAUUCGAAGGAUCCUCACGAGGGUUUUCGGAUGCAACAUCAUCAUGGUGAUGGGAAUCACGGACGUGGAUGAUAAAAUCAUCAAAAGAGCCGGUGAGAUGAAUGUGUCACCUGCUUCUCUGGCCAAUCUUUAUGAAGAGAAUUUUAAACAAGACAUGGCAGCCUUGAAGGUUCUCCCCCCGACGGUGUACUUGAGGGUAACUGAAAAUAUUCCUCACAUCAUUUCUUUCAUCGAAGGAAUAAUUGCUAACGGGCAUGCUUAUUCGACAGCACAAGGCAACGUCUACUUCGAUCUGCGGUCAAGAGGAGACAGGUACGGCAAGCUCGUGGGUGCGGUCCCCAGUCCCACCGCAGAGCCAGUUGAUUCUGACAAGCGGCACCCCAGCGACUUUGCCCUGUGGAAGGCAGCUAAACCCCGGGAGGUGUUUUGGGCCUCUCCUUGGGGAAACGGGAGACCUGGCUGGCACAUCGAAUGUUCCACCAUCUCAAGCUUGGUGUUUGGAAGCCGGCUGGACAUCCACUCGGGCGGGAUGGACUUAGCUUUCCCGCAUCACGAGAACGAAAUCGCCCAGUGCGAGGCCUUCCAUCAGUGCAGGCAGUGGGGAAAUUAUUUUCUGCAUUCUGGGCAUUUGCACGUGAAAGGCAAAGAAGAAAAAAUGUCCAAAUCGCUGAAAAACUACAUCACUGUUAAGGACUUCCUGAAGACGUUCUCCCCCGACGUCUUCCGGCUCUUCUGCAUGCGAAGCAGCUACAGGUCAGCCGUGGACUACAGUGACGGCACCAUGCUGGAGGCCAAGCACCUCCUCCUGGCAGCAGCCGCGUUCAUCGAGGACGCCCGGGCCUACAUGAAGGGGCAGCUGGUAUGCGGCCCCGUCGGGGAAGGCCUGCUGUGGGAGAGGCUCCGCCACACCAGGGAGGCUGUGAAGGCUGCGCUGGCAGACGACUUUGACACACCUGCGGCGGUGGACGCGGUCAUGGACCUCAUCCACCGCGGGAACGGACAGCUGCAGGCACGCACUAAGCGCCCCUUUUGGGUGAUCUGCCCCAGGAGCCCAGUGGUCCCAGGAGUCCUGCCGUGUUCGGCUCCAUCGUGUCCUACAUUGAACACUUCUUCGAGACCGUCGGGAUCUCUCUGGCGGACAGACAGUUCGUUCCAGGCGACGACAGCCAGGCCACUCUCCACAGCGUGGUGGAGGAGCUGGUCCGGUUCCGGCUCAAGGUCCGGCAGUUCGCGCUGGCCAGUGGAAAGGCCACCGGGGAGGCCCAGCGGCAGCAGCGGCUGGACAGGCAGCCCCUGCUGGAGGCAUGUGACGCUCUGCGCCAGGACCUCACCGCCCACGGCAUCAGCAUUAAGGACAGGAGCAGCACGUCCACGUGGGAGCUGCUGGGUCAGGACCACAGACCAGGGAGCUGAGGGCUCCCGACACAGUUCUGUAAAAGCUUUACAUUAAAGUUUCCUAUUGUAGCUGUUCAGUGAACAUGGAAGUAAAUCAGUGACACUGUA
Messenger RNA from Prionailurus viverrinus (fishing cat), 2542 nucleotides. RefSeq names its product cysteinyl-tRNA synthetase 2, mitochondrial (gene CARS2). The transcript has 14 exons. Gene Ontology annotation, molecular function: ATP binding; cysteine-tRNA ligase activity. Gene Ontology annotation, biological process: cysteinyl-tRNA aminoacylation. The coding region runs from base 837 to 2489 and encodes 550 amino acids. Lineage: Eukaryota; Metazoa; Chordata; Mammalia; Carnivora; Felidae. The record is from RefSeq and is a predicted model, not a curated record. Gene Ontology annotation, cellular component: cytoplasm.